GAUCGCGCAUCAGUUGACAUUUGACUUCGGAACGAUACGCGUCGUGGAGAUUUCGGGUGCCGUGGUGUGAUUGAAAGUGUGUAUUGUUUUCCCAAAGGAAAGCGUGUAGUCCACAAGGAAUAAAGAAAAAAUAAAUAAAAAGCGCUCAAAACGAUGCAACGGUCGAGAAUGUCUGGCGUCAGUUGGGGAUUUGGGAUGGUGUGUUGGUUCUUGCUGCUGGCAAACCUGUUCUAUCGAACGCAGGUUUCAUGCAGCUCGGUUCUAGUGGCCGACUUCCGGAUGACCCGCAUGGUCGAGCUUAGCAGUCGACCUCCCUACUGCAAGAUACACUCCGAUCGAGGAGAUAUUCAGCGAAUGUUGUUAGCGUCUGACACAAAGAAGAUGCGUCAAGUGCCGCGUGAAUCGGUAAUUGCUUUGGAGGAAGUUUGUGGCGAAGCUAGCGACAUCUCCGGUGAGCUGCAGGGAGGAUUGGGUUUUAUCUAUCCUGGCACUAAGUGGUGCGGACCGGGUAAUAUUGCAACAAACUAUUCGGAUGUAGGACGAUAUGGUGCCGAAGAUCAGUGCUGCCGGGAGCAUGAUCUGUGCCCGAAUGUACUGCUGCCCGGUGAGUGCCGCCGUGGGCUAUGCAAUCGUGGAACCUUUACACGGUCGCACUGUGAUUGUGACGCACGGUUCAGGAGGUGUUUGCAAAACUUAAACACGGAAACGGCCAACACACUGGGUGCUAUAUUCUUCAAUGUCGUCCAGGUGACAUGCUUCGGCGAGAGAAGACCGUGUUCGGUUUGGCAAAGAGUGGGUUUCAACCAGACGGAAGCGGACGAGCUUUGUUCACGGUGGAAGUAUCGGCCGAGCGAAAAGUACAUCCCAAUUAUGCAGCAAAAGUCCAAUAAAUAGUCCAACCUCCAUGUCCAUACGAAGUGAUCCGGAUGAUCGGAUAUUAAUUCGGCUACUGAAGGUGAUGGCCGUUGGAGAGCACUACUGGCCAUGUACAAGGACGUAAAGCAAUGAGCCAAAGAAAGUUAAUAAACCGGACGUGGGUAGUGUCCGCUCCGGGGUGAGCUUCGUGAAUCUGUCUACUAUUAGUACACCAAGAUGAUGUUGAUCUUGAUGAGCACCGUACGGCUAUAUGAUCAUUCUCAGGUAAAAGUAUGUCACACUGUUGCACGGUAGAAGAUGUGACAGAUGCCGAAUCUCUUCAUUGAGAUUGCAGUUUAAACUAAACUUCAAAUAGAGAGAGUUUAAUGGGAAAUAAAUAUUUGAAAAUUAUGUAUCAUAAUGAUUGCAAUAAUUAUAACCAGUAAAGAGUUUAAAAAUGGUUUUAGGUAGCUAUAUGCGAUAACAGAUGUGGAAAUGGAAGGUUGAAUGAUUGACUU
Molecule: messenger RNA, 1373 nt
Organism: Anopheles moucheti
Lineage: Eukaryota; Metazoa; Arthropoda; Insecta; Diptera; Culicidae
Product: group 3 secretory phospholipase A2-like
Exons: 6
Coding region: 154-894 (246 amino acids)
Biological process (GO): phospholipid metabolic process; arachidonate secretion
Source: RefSeq, a predicted model, not a curated record